AUGACAACAACGGUGGUGCGACUGGCAGCUGAAGUGGCGGCAGGCAAACAGCUUCCUGCCUCACUUACCAUCAAAACCAAUCGGCGGUACGGAGCCAGUCAGAGCCACUUUGUUGCUCAAAAUCAGCACCAUUCGUACGCGGUGACCGCCAACAGCAACACAAUUAGCAAUAGGCCAGUGCGUAUACGCAGUGUGGCUACAUCGGUGAUUGUGGCGCCAAUUUCAUCCGUACCCACCAAUGCUGAGGGAGCCGAGGAAGAAGGUAUGGAGACAGACGAUCAGGAGGAACCCGAUGCGGAAGAAGAGGAGGAGGAACAGGAGAUGGAACAGGAGGAGCUGGAGGAGGAGGAGGAGGAGCAGGUGGCCGCCGCAAACGGGUUGCUAGCCUGGAGCCGAGCAGCCGCCAGCCAACAUCAGCAGCAACAGCAGGCUGUCCAGGCCGUACUAAUGCAGGGCUAAACACCUGCGAACUGCGAUACUCCGAACCCACUGAACCACUCAAACCACUGACCCACCAUCGCCAGAGAUCGCCCCCGUAAUCCUUCUGCUGGACUGGACUGCUGGGACAAAUAGUUGCUGCCUGCCGCAGGACAAAUCGCCAAUGCUAAAUGCAUUGUGCGAAAUGCAAACGAAAAAUGGUCUCUUCUUAUUUACUCUGCAUUGAAAUGUGCACCUUAAACACGUAACGGUAUCUCUUUUGUUGUUGUGCUGGUGUUGCCAACUGCCGUGCAAAAUGUUAGCAACAUUGCAAAGCUUGCUAGUUGCAACACAAUGCACCCGGGCAACAUUUGCAAUAUACAAUAAUUUUAUUUUAUAUCAUACAUAUAUUAUAUACAUAUUUAUUUCUAAAACGACUUUGUUAAUUCUUAUGUUAAUACAUUGAAGCAGCAGCAGCAACAGAUGGCAGUUUUUUACAAACAAAAACCUUAUGUAUAUGCCAGCUGUUAUACAAUACAAUAUACAUAUACUUAUAAAACAUUACAAAAAAAUGCAAAAGAAAAAACAGAAAAAAAUAAUUCAAACAUAAACAAGAAAACAAAACAAAACAAAACCAACAACAACAACAAAACAAUAUUUAAAGCAAAUAUACAUUUGAUUUUUUUUAGUUUGUAAGAACUCUAGUAAAUUUUUUUAUAGUAUUAAGUGCAAUUUCUGUUCUACUUCUCGCUCUAAACAAAGAAAAAAGCAAAAACCAAGCUAAACGAACUCAAAACAAAGCAAAUCAAAAUGAAACUAUUAAGCAGAAUAUUCAAAACAGUAAGGAAGGUAGACAAAAAACAAAAAACAAAAAUAAAACCUAAAGAUAUGCAUCUUAAAAUAUUCAAGGCGUUGCAUCUGCACAUUAUAUAGGCAUAAAUACAAAACUAAAUAGUUAAAUUACUUGCAUAAUCCAUGUGUAAUUCAAAUCCAGAAAAAAAACCGUUUAAUUACAAGUUGUAUGUGUGUGUUAAAGCGCUAAGAGUUAAGUAUUAAUCGACUUCAUGCAUACGAGCGGCAAUAGUUGGACACACAGUUAAAUAUUCUAGUUGAUUAAGCACCACCCAUCCACCACAACCACCACCACCACCCACACCCUAAGCCCACACAGUCCACAGCCCUCCCAGAAACUCUCAAUCAUCUCUAUAGAACAAUUAUCCUUAUCCCAAAUCCAAGCCCAAUCCAAAACACGCUAAUGUAACAUAUAGAAAUACGGAGCAACUUAAACUUAAAUGUAGUGAAUUUUAAAACCAAGCAAGCAAACAAACAGACAGGUCGACAGACAUACAGACAGCAGUAAAAUAUCCACGAGAUACUAGAUCAGAUCUUAUUAACUAAACAAACAAAAAGAAACCGUCAUUAUUUCUAUUGGAGCCAGAAGGAAAACACUUUUCAAUCAUGUUCAAAUUUUUAAUACAUUGUUAAGUUGAUAUUUUCUAAAAAACAAACACACACAAAAACGAAAAAUGAGCAAAAUUCGUCUAUUAAUUAAUUUGUAAUGAACUUAUGACUAAAAUCUAAGAUUUAAAGGCAAAACAAAAAACUUUUUGCGUUGUGCAACUGUUGUGAAUUGUUCAAAUUACGGUAUAAACAUAAAAUACAAUGACGUCACAAAUGACCCAGCGAGGUUUGCGAGGAAAGAUAUAUAUUAUGUAGUAUCGGGAGGAAGCCAGAUAUUGAGAUUGUCGAGCAGGAGCCGAAGCAUUAUCGGGAACUUACGGACGAAGAAAAGAAAAUACACAAGGAAUUCUUAACCAAAUUGGAAGUACAAACUAAAGUCUAGAAUAUGUAUAUAUAUAACCAAUACACAGAUAAAGAAAAAAAAAACGAAAAAAGAAAAGUGAAAGUGAAUAAAAGAAAGCGAAGUGCAAUGGGAUAAAGAAUCCAAGUCGAAACCGAAUCGCGACGGUAGGAAGUUAUAAGGGAAAAAUCGAGGAAAGAUCGGGAAACUUGAGCUUAAGCGGCAAGAGCUUUAAUGUUUUUGAAAAUUGAUACAAAAAAAAGUUGAGGAAAGUUAAAGGAUACGGAAACGUUAUGGAAAGGCGGGAGAUUUGAAAAAAAAAAAAAGAAAACCGUUAAAGGGAGAUGCGAUGGAGACACGCAAGCGAAAAUUUCAUUGAAAUUGUUUGCCGUGAUUUGAAUGAAAUUCAUAAUGGUGGCCAUUUUGUGUAAUGCGAAAAAGUUUAACAACAUUUUUUACACUUGUAUUUCGUUUUUAUUAACUAUAAGUUUAAUCCAACCCACAACAACAACAACGUUUGUAACUACACGUAUAAAAAAACAAAGGAGAAAAGAAACAAAACAAAAUAUAAAGCUUGAAGAAAUAUGAAAUUGAAAACGGAGUUAAUGCAAAAUCAUUUUGCUUAUUUUUGUCUGUCGCCCGUCGCGGCAUCUAUUCUUUAUUACGAUUAUGAUUACGAGUAUGAUUAUUGUCAUCAUUAUUAUUGUUUUUCUUGCUAAUUUUCGUGCACCACAAAAAAAAAAAAAACAAAUACAACACACACUCACACAAAAAACACACACCACGCAUACGUAGUUAAGUGUGUACACUCGAUCUAUUUCGUUGCGUUCUGGAAAUUAUUUAAACUUAAGUGAUAUUUUUAAAAACAAAACAACAAAAAACAAA
Messenger RNA from Drosophila ananassae, 3103 nucleotides. RefSeq names its product tau-tubulin kinase 1-like. The coding region runs from base 1 to 459 and encodes 152 amino acids. NCBI's taxonomy places the organism in Eukaryota, Metazoa, Arthropoda, Insecta, Diptera, Drosophilidae. The record is from RefSeq and is a predicted model, not a curated record. The transcript has a single exon.